UAGAGCUGAUACAUCUUUAAAGUUGUAGCUUGAAGGUACAAGUCUUGAAUCAAACAUGAAGCAAUCUAUUGCGGUUAUUUUGCUGUUCGCCUUCGUGGCUCAGAUCUAUGCCACUAAUGAACUGGAUGCUUAUCUGACGGAAGAUAUGGAAGAUGAUUCGGACAGACAUCCAUAUGUGCAAUGCAAGAUUGAUUUGUACGACUGCAUGAGGAAGGGAGCUCAGUCCAAAACAGAAUGCCUCAAGGCCUACUACAACUGCAUGAAGCAACUUGUCCCUACCGUACCCCCCUUCGUGGUCCAGUGUAAAGACGAGCUCAAGAAUUGCGUGGCUACAGCAACUGGKUUUGUGAACAAAGGCAAAUGCUUUGUUGAAUUCGCCAAGUGUUUGAAAAAUGGAGGACCAUCCUCGCCAUCUACGUUCCUGAUGGACGACGUUGUGCCAGACAGACAYCCAUACGUGCAAUGCAAGAUUGAUCUGUACGACUGCAUUAGACUGAAGAAGAAAAGCAGAAUGGAAUGUCUUAAGGACUACAAGAGCUGCAUGUCGGUACUCAUCCCCACCGUCCCUCCCUUCGUGAUCGCUUGCAAAGAUGAACUCAAGAGCUGUGUAUCAGGAGCCAGCAGCAUUCUUGAUAAGGCUGUUUGCUUCAGGGAUUUUGGAAAAUGUUUGAUCAACAAGGGACCCAGUCCCACAGCAUUCGAUGCAGGCGAGUUCGUUCUGAACGCCAUGGAAGAUGGUUCAGCCCCCACCCGCCAUCCAUAUUUCCAAUGCAAGAUCGAUCUUUAUAAAUGCAUKAAGGAAGGACAGAAAGGAAAACUUCAAUGUUUGAARGACUACAAGAGCUGCAUGGCCCAACUCAUCCCCACAGUACCCCCCUUCUUGGUCAAGUGCCGAGAUGAUCUGAAGACGUGUUUAAGCAGCUCAGAUGGAUGGAAAGCCAARGCACAGUGUUUCGUUGAUUUUGGAAAAUGCAUCAAGAAUAAAGGAAGCGCAUAAAUAUACGUGAACGUCUCUUGAAACAGGAAUAUCAGACCAAAAACAUGUGUUASAAGUAGAAUUAUAGAACAAUAAAACAUUGAAAAAGUUUAAAA
Messenger RNA from Actinia tenebrosa (Australian red waratah sea anemone), 1092 nucleotides. RefSeq lists its product as uncharacterized. The record is from RefSeq and is a predicted model, not a curated record. Lineage: Eukaryota; Metazoa; Cnidaria; Anthozoa; Actiniaria; Actiniidae.